ACCCGUCAUUCAUCAUUUUACAUUUCAUUGAGAAAAAAAUACCAUAUGGACUUUGCAUUGGGGAUUCGUUGCGCCACUUCAUAGUUUUUAGUCUUUUUAAGUUUAAUCAUGUUGAAAAAUAAUGGAAAGAAGACAGCCAUCUGUGUAGCCAGCACAGCAUGUCUCUGCCUGCUGCUGCUCCUGGCUGCUGUGCAGCAUCACCGGGUCCAGGUGGAUGAGGUGCCGAACGGAGAGAAUGCCGGGACGCGCUCUCUUCUCCAAGAUGUCGCGCAGGCACAGGAGCAGGACGCACAGGGUAAGAUAGGAUUCUCGGCGUACUUCACCAAACUGACCCGGGGACGGAGGGAGGUGGAGAAGCCCGCACGUUCUUCCGCAUCCGCCGCUGACCCGCCUCCAGCUGAGGACAUCAGCGCGGAUGACAUCUUCAUCGCUGUGAAGACCACCAAGAAGUUCCAUCAGUCCAGACUGAACCUGCUCCUGGACACAUGGAUCUCAAGAAACAUGCAACAGACUUACAUCUUCACAGAUGGAGAGGAUGAGGAGCUAAAAAAGAAAAUUGGGAGUCACGCAAUCAACACCAAUUGCUCUGCAGCUCAUAGCCGACAAGCUCUGUCUUGCAAGAUGGCGGUGGAAUAUGACAAGUUCAUAGAGUCGGGGAAAAAGUGGUUCUGUCACGUAGAUGACGACAACUAUGUGAAUGUUCGGACUCUGGUGAAGCACCUGUCGCAGUACCCCCACACCCAGGACAUGUACAUCGGUAAACCCAGCCUGGACCGGCCCAUCGAGGCCACAGAAAGGCUGGGGGACAACAAAAUGAAACCGGUCAACUUCUGGUUUGCUACUGGAGGAGCAGGCUUCUGUGUGAGCCGAGGUCUGGCUCUGAAGAUGAGCCCAUGGGCCAGUGGCGGCCACUUCAUGAACACAGCUGAGAAGAUUCGCCUGCCCGACGACUGCACCGUUGGCUACAUCAUCGAGUCGGUUCUGGGGGUUCCUCUGACCCGCAGCAAUCUGUUUCACUCCCACCUGGAGAACCUGCAACAAGUGUCAAGAUCUGAGAUACACAAGCAGAUCACCCUCAGUUACGGGAUGUUUGAAAACAAAAGUAACAUCAUCAAUUUGAAAAGGGCUUUUCCCGUGGAGGAGGAUCCAUCAAGGUUUAAGUCUGUGCACUGUCUCCUGUACCCAGACACCCCAUGGUGUCCCCCUCAGGUUGCCUUUUAGGGCAACCGCUCCUUUCUCAUCCUCGUCCCCGUCGUGCCUCGGUAUCUGAAAGGCUUGCGGGGACCAGUGUUUGGUAUUAGACCGCACGGCUGCUGUAUUGUUGCUGCAGUUGUGUGCGGUCUUUAAUAGUUUUACUGGGCUGCUGUGCGGCCCGCCUCGGGACUAUUCCUUCCUGUCUGCAGCCAGGACCUUGCCCCAUCAUGUUGUGGUGGAGGACCCCAGCUCUCGGCAGGAAGUAGCUUUCAGCGUUAAGCUUUGCAGGCAAUCAGUUGAGUUUUGUGAUGUAUAUGUUGCUUGUAAAUGUAUCUGCAAUUCUCAUAGAAUGUAUUGUCAUAUAUUCAUGCCUUUUUUACCAGCUUUACAUUUACUGUUCUUAGCUUUUAAAAAUGCAAAGCCAUAUAGGUCUUUGUUGGUAGGCUUUUUGGCUUUUAUUGCAUAUAAUUGGCUUUUUCAGGCAUUUUUGUUUAGAUAUUUUAACUCUGACUCCGGACAAAUGCUCUAAUAUGAAGAUAUUGUUGUUUUUAAGUUAACUGUGUAAUUUCUCCCAUAAACUGAGCUGGCAGUAGGCAGAUUUCCAAAUGCAUCUUUGGGUGAGCUAAUCUGAGGUAUAUCAGGACAAAGCACUUUUCCCUUUCUAAUAUUUUUUGGUGAACUAAUUGACGUCCUUUUAUUGACAUGCCUCAGAUUUGCGUCCAGACUAACA
Molecule: messenger RNA, 1924 nt
Organism: Etheostoma cragini (Arkansas darter)
Lineage: Eukaryota; Metazoa; Chordata; Actinopteri; Perciformes; Percidae
Gene: lfng
Product: LFNG O-fucosylpeptide 3-beta-N-acetylglucosaminyltransferase
Exons: 8
Coding region: 109-1221 (370 amino acids)
Biological process (GO): regulation of Notch signaling pathway; pattern specification process
Cellular component (GO): Golgi membrane
Molecular function (GO): O-fucosylpeptide 3-beta-N-acetylglucosaminyltransferase activity
Source: RefSeq, a predicted model, not a curated record